Messenger RNA from Alligator sinensis (Chinese alligator), 4963 nucleotides. Its product is annotated as probable cation-transporting ATPase 13A4. The record is from RefSeq and is a predicted model, not a curated record. NCBI's taxonomy places the organism in Eukaryota, Metazoa, Chordata, Crocodylia, Alligatoridae. Gene Ontology annotation, molecular function: polyamine transmembrane transporter activity; ATP binding; ATPase-coupled monoatomic cation transmembrane transporter activity. Bases 278 to 4042 code for a protein of 1254 amino acids. Gene Ontology annotation, biological process: intracellular calcium ion homeostasis; polyamine transmembrane transport. The transcript has 31 exons. Gene Ontology annotation, cellular component: late endosome membrane.
UAUACGCCCAGCGCCCGAGCCAGGACGGGCAGUCCCUGGGGAGAGGAGCUCCUGCCAGCACAGGGGCCAGAAGGGAGGCUGCAGACUCAGGAAGGCCUUCCUUCCCGGCAGCAGCCUCAGGACAUAAGGCACCAGCAGGGAGGGAGGAGGCAUGCUGCCCGAAACCCCCAGAGAGGGAGGAGCUCUCCCCAGGGACGAAGGUGUGCUCUGAGGCAGGCUCCUUGGUGUGCAAGGGACCAGACCGCUGCAGCCCAGCUGUGGGGCAUGAAAGCCACAGAUGGGUCCUGGCACCACUGGAGGACAAAUGCAGCCGCACGCCAUGGAGGAAGGGCACCGGGCAUUGCUCAACCAGGGGGAGGACAACGAAAUGGAGAUGUUCGGCUACAAAACCGAGGGCUGCCGGAGAGCCUUGUGCAUUGCUGGAUAUAUCUUGUCCUGCGGGGCCCUGUGGCUGGUGUUUUACUGGAAGCCAGCAUGGGAUUUGUGGGCAAACUGCAUUCCCUGCAGCUUGCAAGAAGCGGAUGUCGUCUUGCUUAGGACCACAGAUGAAUUUCACCUUUACUCACGAAAGAAGGUGACGUGGAUCUCUGUGUCCGCGCUGCCCAGCUUCAAACCGGGCCAUCCCCUCGUUGCGGAUGAAAGCUCUGUCAUCAAUGAAGUCCUAAUGAAGCCGGAUUUAAAAGUGAGAUGCAUCCAGGUGCAGAAGAUCCGGUACGUUUGGAAUAUCUCUGGGAAGCGGUUCCAGAAAAUUGGCUGUUUAGAAGACCACCACACGUGUUCAGAUAUGCACGCCAAGUUUGGCUCUGGUCUGAGCCAUGAAGAUCAGGCUAUCAGGAGGCUAAUAUGCGGGCCAAAUACCAUCGAUGUCCGCGUUGUCCCUAUUUGGAAACUACUCGUCAAAGAGGUCUUGCACCCUUUCUACGUGUUCCAGCUCUUCAGCAUAUGCCUGUGGUUUGCCGAUGAUUACACGGAGUAUGCCAGCGCUAUCCUACUCAUGUCCCUCCUCUCAGUUUCUUUAACCGUGUAUGACCUCAGGAAGCAAUCUGUCAAGCUGCACAGACUGGUUGAGUCUCAUACCAAUGUCACAGUGACCGUGUCCAGGAAAACGGGAGGUUGCCAAAAGGUGAAGUCACAUCAACUGGUGCCUGGAGACACGCUGGUUCUGACCGAGGGCAAAAGCUUUCUGCCCUGUGAUGCCGUCCUGAUCAGUGGCAGGUGCAUUGUGAAUGAAAGCAUGCUGACAGGAGAAAGCGUUCCCGUGCCGAAGGCCCCCUUGCCCUACACCAAUAACACCGAGCCCUGGAAAACGCACUGCUCAGAGGAGUACAAGCAACACAUCCUCUUCUGCGGAACAGAGGUGAUCCAGACCAAGGCAGACGGCGGGGACCUGGUGAAGGCCAUUGUGCUGCGGACGGGUUUCAACACAGCCAAAGGGGAUCUGGUGAGGUCCAUUCUCUACCCUAAGCCAAUUAACUUCAAGCUGUACAGAGAUGUCAUGAGUUUCCUGAUGUGCCUGAUAGCGCUGGCAACUGCUGGGAUGAUCUACGCUGUGUGCAUAUUUGCGCUGAAUGGGGAAGAGACAGGAGAAAUUGUGAAAAAGGCACUGGAUGUUAUCACCAUUGCUGUCCCCCCAGCCCUGCCCGCGGCCCUGACGACAGGGAUCAUUUACACCCAGCGCAGGCUGAAGAAGAAGGGUAUUUUCUGCAUCAGUCCUCAGCGGAUUAACAUGUGCGGGCAGCUGAACCUCUUCUGCUUCGACAAGACCGGCACCUUAACAGAAGACGGCCUGGACCUGUUGGGGGUGGUGCCUGCUGAAGGAAACCGCUUUCAGGAGGUUCACAGCUUCGCCUCUGGCCAGACCUUGCCUUGGGGCCCGGUGUGCGGUGCCAUGGUGAGCUGCCAUUCACUGGUGCUGCUGGAGGGGCGGAUGCAGGGCGACCCCCUGGACCUGAAGAUGUUUGAAGCGACUGGCUGGGAGAUAGAAGAGUCUGGUGGAGGUCACGCGGCGGGCGGGGGAUCUGUGCACACCACGAUGAUCAAGCCUGGACCCAAAGCCGGCCAGGUUCCUGUGCGAGGCAUGGCCAUCUCGCACCACUUCCCAUUUACUUCAGCCCUGCAGAGGAUGUCAGUCAUUGCUCAGGAAAUCGGAGGGGCGCGGCAUGUGUUCAUGAAGGGAGCGCCGGAGACGGUGGCUGAGUUUUGUAGACCAGAAACAGUGCCAUUGCAGUUUGCCAGCGAGCUGCAGCUCUACACUGCCCAGGGCUUCAGGGUCAUCGGACUGGCGCAUAGAGUCCUGCAGGCAGGGAACCAGCCAGCUCAUCUGAUACGGGAGGACGUGGAGUCCGGCCUGGCGUUCCUGGGCCUUCUGAUCAUGGAGAAUCGCCUGAAGAGAGAGACCAAGCCUGUGCUGGAGGAGCUCAGUGCCGCUCGCAUCAGGAGCGUGAUGGUCACAGGUGACAACAUUCAGACAGCAGUGACUGUUGCCAAAAAUGCCAGCAUGAUUUCUCCAACCAGCCAAGUGAUUCUUGUGGAAGCAAAGGAACUGCCAGGUACCCCUGCGGCCUCUGUCACCUGGAAGCUGAUGGAGGGGAGCCACCUGAAUGGCAGCAAAGGCCUGGAGACUGACAGUUGCAUCGAAAGAGGGGUCACAUCCAAAGCUGGAUGCGGUGGUUACCAUUUUGCCAUAAGUGGGAAAUCAUAUCAGGUCCUAGUCCAGCACUGCCGCGAUUUACUCCCAAGGGUNCUGCUGAAUGGCACCGUCUUUGCUAGGAUGUCUCCUGUUCAGAAAUCCAGCCUCGUGGAAGAGUUUCAGAAGCUGGGUUACUACGUGGGCAUGUGUGGAGAUGGAGCCAACGACUGUGGGGCCUUGAAAGUGGCGCACGCCGGGAUCUCGCUGUCGGAGGAGGAGGCAUCGGUGGCUUCGCCUUUCACCACCCGAACCCCCACCAUUGAGUGCGUGCCCCAGCUGAUCAGGGAAGGCCGUGCCGCCCUCGUCACCUCGCUCUGCAUGUUCAAGUACAUGGCGCUGUACAGCAUCAUCCAGUACCUCGGUGUGCUCCUGCUCUAUUGGCAACUGAACUCCUUUGGGAACUACCAGUUUUUGUUCCAAGACCUGGCUAUCAGCACGGUAAUUGGUCUCACAAUGAGUUUGAAUGGUGCCUAUCCCAAACUGGUCCCGUACCGGCCCCCGAGCCAGCUGGUCUCCCCCCCGCUGCUGCUCUCCUUGGUCCUCAACAUCCUCUUCAGCCUGGGCCUGCAGAUCUGUGGCUUUUUGGUGGUGCAGGAGCAGCCCUGGUAUUCCAAGGAGGAUAUCUCCAGCGCCUGCCUCUCGGGAAAGACAAGCCUGGCAAACCAUUCCUCCUCCAGCAGCAGCCUCAACGGGAGGUUGGGGAACGCAACCCUCGGGCAGGAGGUGGCCAACGGCUUCAAGAGCUACGAGAACAGCACGGUGUGGCUGCUGAGCACGACCAACUGCAUCGCGGUGGCGCUGGUGGUCUCCAAGGGCAAGCCGUUCAGGCAGCCGGCGUACACAAACUACCAGUUUGUCCUCGCGCUGACCGCGCAGCUGGGCGUCUGCAUCUUCCUGAUGUUUGCUGACAUGGAGGGUGUCUACUCCAUCUUCGAUCUGGUGUGCACGCCCCCCGUCUGGAGGGUCUCCAUGCUGAUCAUGCUGGCCGUCACGUUCGCUGCGUGUCUGCUUGUAGAGGAGGCCGUCAUUGAGAACCGAGCCCUGUGGAUGUGGCUGAAGACCCGCUUCCGGUACCAGUCCCAGAGCCGGUACCAGAGCCUGCGGCGCGCGCUGUCCCGGGACCCCGCCUGGCCCCCUCUGAACACAACCACCUUCUCCGAGGCCACGGCGAUCCCCGUGGAGACUGAUGAGGCGGCGCACAUCAACCUGGCGUUCAACAGCAACGAGAAAACACUCACUCAGGGACUCGCGGCCCCCGCCACAAGUAGACACAACCCCGCGCCUGCCACUGAGCGUCCGCACCCAGACUCUCUCCACGUUACGUGGCACAGCAGAGGCAGGACACGGCCCUAACUCAGGCCGUGGUGGCAUUCGGCUAAUACCGUCAUGCUCCCAGCACCUGGCCCCAGUAGACCCUGGCUGCUGGCAGCUGGGAUGGACUGGUCGGGACUGGCAGGCCACCUCCCCAAGCUGCACCGUGUGCUCUGCCCCGACAAGGACCACAAAGGGAGUCUCACGUGCGCUGUGGGUUUAAGCGAUGUUGCAGCAGUGCGGUGAGACUGCUCUUUACCUCCCCAUUAAAAACCUAUUUUCCAGAAGUGGAAGCAAUGAGCUCAGAGGAAGAAUGGUCUCAGCAGCGUACCCUGGGCUGUUUUAUGCAUUUCUGGGAAAUGUGUUUUUUUUUAACUGAUCUUUGCAAGUCAGUGCUCUUCGCAGUCAUGCAGGCGACUUGGGCCAAAGCAGGUGUCAAGGGACCAGGUGCUGUUCUCCCCACCUUGCACGUGUCUCCCCUGCCUUGCUUGCUCCCUCCAGCUCUCCCAGGAGGGCCCAGCAGGACUGCCAAGAGGAGCUGGCCUCAGGUUUCUAAUCCUGUCCUUGCCACUGACUUGCUGCAGGCAUCGGGCAAGUCCUUCACCUGCUCAUUUUCUGCUCUGGUUGAAGCACACACGUGGCAUUUCCCUGCUUCGUGCUCCAGGCCUCGUGCAGAGGGAUAAGGUUCAUUAAAGAGCAGUCUGAGGCCAGCUCACACGUCCCCAGCUCACAGCCACCUUCCAGGUGCCUCUCUGGUGCAUGUACAUGAGGCUCACGAGGCCAAACCAGCUAAUCAUGGUCAGAAGAAAGGUCCCUAGCCCGGUCCCCAUUCGGCUUGGCUGCCUCGCUCCCCAGCCAGAUCCAGCCUUUCCCCCAAACCUGGGAGCAGGGCCGCGCUGCUGCAGCCACAGAACUGGAUGAGGGGUUUUGUUUUGGGGUUUUUUAAAUUAAAUUUGGAUCAAA